GAGCAAAAGGAAAAACUGCAAGCCUGGCAGGGCUGGAAAGUUUGCCUUCUUGUUACCUCGGACAAAGUAAUGAUUUAUAUAAGGCCCCGGAGGAUAUUUUUUUUCAGGAGUGGUCACUCCCUAAAUCCAGGCAAGGAAAGGGAGGAGUCUGACCGAAUCACGCCCCUUCUCCAGUAAACUUGGGUCACUGCUAGCUGAGCGGCUGGAGUUUGAAGAGCGGGGAGUAGCUGCACACUCCGAGCCUUCCCCAUGGUGUCGGUGGCGAGAGCCGUGUUUGGAGAGCUGCCCUCGGGGGCGGGUACAGUGGAGAAGUUCCAGCUGCAGUCAGAGCUGCUGAGAGUGGACAUCAUCUCCUGGGGCUGCACGAUCACAGCCCUGGAGGUCAAAGACAGGCAGGGGAGAGCCUCAGAUGUGGUGCUCGGCUUUGCCGACUUGGAAGGGUAUCUCCAAAAGCAGCCCUACUUUGGAGCAGUGGUUGGAAGGGUGGCCAACCGAAUCGCCAAAGGAACGUUCAAGGUCGAUGGGAAGGAGUAUCACCUGGCCAUUAACAGGGAGCCCAACAGCCUACAUGGAGGAGUCAGAGGGUUUGAUAAGGUGCUCUGGACCCCUCGGGUGUUGUCAAAUGGCAUCCAGUUCUCGCGCGUCAGUCCAGAUGGUGAGGAGGGCUACCCUGGGGAGUUAAAAGUCUGGGUGACAUACACCCUGGAUGGUGGGGAGCUCAUGGUCAACUAUCGAGCCCAAGCCAAUCAGACCACGCCAGUCAAUCUGACCAACCAUUCUUAUUUCAACCUGGCAGGCCAGGGUUCCCCAAAUAUAUAUGACCAUGAAGUCACCAUAGAGGCUGAUACUUUUUUGCCUGUGGAUGAAACGCUGAUUCCUACAGGAGAAGUUGCUCCAGUGCAAGGAACUGCGUUUGACCUGAGAAAGCCAGUGGAACUUGGAAAACACCUGCAGGCAUUCCACCUCAAUGGUUUUGACCACAAUUUCUGUCUGAAGGGAUCUAAAGAAAAGCAUUUUUGUGCAAGGGUGCAUCAUGCUGGCAGCGGGCGAGUGCUGGAAGUAUACACCACCCAGCCGGGGGUCCAGUUUUACACGGGCAACUUCCUGGAUGGCACACUGAAGGGCAAGAGUGGCGCCGUCUAUCCCAAGCACUCGGGGUUCUGCCUGGAGACCCAGAACUGGCCUGAUGCAGUCAAUCAGCCCCACUUCCCUCCUGUGCUGCUGAGGCCUGGUGAGGAGUACAACCACACCACCUGGUUCAAGUUUUCUGUGGCUUAAGGAAGAUAUGACCUGGUCCAGGGUGGGGCUCAACAGCCUGCCUCCUGUCCGGAGAGGAGAUGAAGAUUUAGAAGCUUUAAAAGUGAUCCUGUAGAUUAGAAUCACGCAAAUGGUAGUUGUCAUGA
This is a messenger RNA of Propithecus coquereli (Coquerel's sifaka), 1403 nucleotides long. RefSeq names its product galactose mutarotase (aldose 1-epimerase) (gene GALM). Bases 250 to 1278 code for a protein of 342 amino acids. The transcript has 7 exons. Gene Ontology annotation, biological process: glucose metabolic process; beta-D-galactose catabolic process via UDP-galactose, Leloir pathway. Gene Ontology annotation, molecular function: carbohydrate binding; aldose 1-epimerase activity. The record is from RefSeq and is a predicted model, not a curated record. NCBI's taxonomy places the organism in Eukaryota, Metazoa, Chordata, Mammalia, Primates, Indriidae.